This is a messenger RNA of Sclerotinia borealis F-4128, 1176 nucleotides long. Lineage: Eukaryota; Fungi; Ascomycota; Leotiomycetes; Helotiales; Sclerotiniaceae. The record is from the annotation of a GenBank genome assembly.
AUGCCGAAACUGAAGACUGGCAAACGCAAUAAUGCCGCUGCUGGCACACCUUACGAAAAGGCUGCCGCAAUGACCAAUUCAUUUAAGCACAAUAAGGAUUACGGACAACAUAUCCUUAAAAAUCCUGGUGUAGCAGAAGCUAUCGUAAAGAAGGCGAACCUCAAACCUACGGAUACAGUACUCGAAGUCGGUCCAGGUACUGGAAAUUUGACAGUAAGAAUAUUGGAAAGUGCAAAGAAGGUUAUAGCUGUAGAAUUGGAUCCUAGAAUGGCUGCGGAAGUCACGAAGAGAGUGCAGGGGAAGCCGGAACAAAAAAGAUUAGAAGUUCUCUUGGGUGAUGUCAUAAAAACUGAACUGCCACCUUUUGAUGUGUGCAUCAGUAAUACUCCUUAUCAGAUUUCGUCACCACUCGUCUUCAAACUACUCUCCUUACCGAACCCACCUCGAUGCAGUGUUCUCAUGUUUCAACGCGAAUUCGCUCUCCGUCUUACUGCACGCCCUGGCGAUUCACUCUACUGUCGGUUAUCGGUGAAUGCGCAAUUCUUCGCCAGGAUUACACACAUAAUGAAAGUCGGAAAGAACAACUUUAGACCACCUCCAAAAGUCGAAUCCUCAGUUGUGCGAAUCGAGCCCAAAACAGGUAAAGAGCGUCCAGGAGUUAGUUGGGAAGAAUGGGAUGGCAUGUUGAGAAUAUGCUUUGUAAGAAAGAACAGAACCAUGAGGGCUAGUUGGUUGGGAAUGAAGCAAGUACUUGCAAUGUGUGAGAGGAAUUAUCGAGUUUACUGUUCAACAAACGAUAUCCCUCUAGACGAUACCCCAGUUGAUGGCGAGGACGAGGAUAUGGAUUUGGAUGACACGCCAAUAGCUGAGGACGGACAAGAAGAAUGGGGAGGCAUAAUGGAUAUGGAUGGAGGCGAGGAUGGAGACGAGGACGGAAACGAGAAUGGAGGCGAGACUGAAAUGCCCUCCUUCUUCCAGGAACUCAAAGGAACCAACAAGCCUCAAACCAAAAGCAAAGUACCCAAAACCCGAGUGGCAGAACUUGUCCGAGAGAAAAUACGCAAAGUUCUGGAAGAUGUAACUGAGUUGGCGGAUACGCGUGCCGGAAAAUGCGAUGAGAAUGAUUUUCUCAGAUUGCUAUUCGCUUUUAACGAGGAAGGAUUGCAUUUUUCAUGA